Molecule: messenger RNA, 1073 nt
Organism: Brassica rapa (field mustard)
Lineage: Eukaryota; Viridiplantae; Streptophyta; Magnoliopsida; Brassicales; Brassicaceae
Gene: PMM
Product: phosphomannomutase
Biological process (GO): mannose metabolic process; protein N-linked glycosylation; GDP-mannose biosynthetic process
Cellular component (GO): cytosol
Molecular function (GO): phosphomannomutase activity
Source: RefSeq, a predicted model, not a curated record
GAUUAGUUUUAUGGACCAAUCACACAUCUCUAGGACAAAAAGUGAGAGGACCAUGUAUUAAGCGACACUCUUUCGUUAGAGAUCAGAUCGGUCCAAAUUUUAUAUAAUCACAUCAUCUUCUUCCGCCAUUAUCAUCUUCCAAUUUGAAAACUUCUUCCACCACAUUCAAUGGCGGCCAAGAAGCCAGGAGUGAUCGCUUUGUUCGACGUCGACGGUACUCUCACAGCUCCAAGGAAGGAAGCUACUCCAGAACUGCUCCAUUUCAUCAAAGAAUUGCGCAAGGUUGUCACUGUUGGAGUCGUCGGUGGAUCUGAUCUAACCAAGAUAUCUGAGCAGCUUGGCAAAACAGUUACUACGGACUAUGAUUAUUGUUUCUCUGAGAAUGGUCUUGUUGCUCACAAAGAUGGGAAACCCAUUGGAAUCCAGAGCCUGAAGCUGCACCUUGGAGAAGAUAAACUCAAGGAGUUGAUAAAAUUCACGCUGCACUACAUUGCAGACUUGGAUAUUCCAAUCAAAAGGGGAACAUUUAUAGAGUUCCGAAAUGGAAUGCUCAAUGUGUCACCUAUUGGUCGCAACUGCAGCCAAGAAGAAAGAGACGAAUUCGAGAGAUAUGAUAAGGUACAAAACAUUCGACCAAAGAUGGUGGCUGAACUUCGUGAGCGGUUUGCGCAUCUUAACCUUACUUUCUCCAUUGGAGGACAGAUUAGCUUCGAUGUCUUCCCUAAAGGUUGGGAUAAGACUUACUGCUUGCAAUACCUUGAAGACUUCAAUGAAAUCCAUUUCUUCGGUGACAAAACCUAUGAGGGUGGAAACGAUUAUGAAAUCUAUGAAUCACCAAAAACUAUAGGCCAUUCAGUUACGAGUCCAGAUGACACAAUGGCGAAAUGCAAGGCUCUAUUCAUGUCUUGAAACACCUAUCCAUCUCAAGAACACUGUGUCAGAGUUUUAUUAUUCUUGGGGAUUUUUAUGCAACUUUGUUUAUUUACAUUACAAAUGGAGAGAAGUAUGUUUGGCAUAUUGAUACUAUAAGUUUUGAAUUUUGAUUCAUAAAAAUAAAAUAUUUGGUUACAAUC